AUGUUGUCAUGCCAAAUUAAAAUUUAUUUAGAGCUAUUUUCUUGUAUUUUAUUGAUAAAAUUUAUGAUGUUUCUAGCUUCUUUCAAGCAUUUCUGUUUUGAAAUAGACCUCAUUCUCUAUUUCAAAGCUCAUCUCUUUGGAAGCAAAUUUGAAGAAAACGCUAUAAACAUUUUUUAUAUUCUAAUUAACAGUUUCAUAUAUUAAUUAAAUUGCUUAAUCUUUUGCUGAAGCAUUAUUAAAAAAAUAUAA
Molecule: messenger RNA, 249 nt
Organism: Blepharisma stoltei
Lineage: Eukaryota; Ciliophora; Heterotrichea; Heterotrichida; Blepharismidae
Source: the annotation of a GenBank genome assembly